Rhizopus microsporus ATCC 52813 is the source of this 1386-nucleotide messenger RNA. Its product is annotated as coatomer subunit epsilon. The record is from RefSeq and is a predicted model, not a curated record. Gene Ontology annotation, cellular component: COPI vesicle coat. The coding region runs from base 91 to 999 and encodes 302 amino acids. The transcript is spliced from 4 exons. Gene Ontology annotation, biological process: intra-Golgi vesicle-mediated transport; endoplasmic reticulum to Golgi vesicle-mediated transport; retrograde vesicle-mediated transport, Golgi to endoplasmic reticulum. Lineage: Eukaryota; Fungi; Mucoromycota; Mucoromycetes; Mucorales; Rhizopodaceae. Gene Ontology annotation, molecular function: protein binding; structural molecule activity.
CUUUUAAGUCACAACCAACCAAAUUUAAUUAUGUAGCUCUCACUCACUCUUAAUAAAACACGUAUUUUUUUUCUUGCUCAGUUUUUCAUCAUGGAUGAAGAAUCAAUCUUGUUUGGCAUUCGCAACCUCUUCGCGCUUGGAAAUUAUCAAACUGUCAUAAAUGAAGUCAGUUCAACCAAAGGCAUUUACUCGCCAGAGGCCAAACUAGAGGCACAGACUUAUCUGUAUCGCUCUUAUGUGGCUCAAGGCAAAUACAACUUGGUCAUCAAUGAUAUUGGUUCUGCUGAAGAAGCACCUUUAAAGGCCAUCAAGCUGCUUGCUUCAUUUUUGUCUGAUAAACAAAAGAAUGUAGAUGAACAUGUACAAAAGGCUAUGGCUUUACUUGAAGAAGGCUCCAAUCGCAUCAACUCUGUUGUUCAAGUCGUCAUUGCUUCCAUUUUGGUACAAGCAGGUCGUUUUGAAGAUGCUCUGAGAGUUCUUCACUCUAGACAAAAGAAAUUGGAAUGUUCUGCUUUAGCUGUACAAAUUUAUCUUCAACUAGACCGUUUAGACUUGGCUAGAAAUGAAGUUGCAAGUGUCAAGAGUUGGGCUGAAGAUGCUUUAUUAUUACAAAUGAUGGAAGCUUGGGUAGAUCUUCGAAUUGGAGGAGAGAAAUAUCAAGAAGCAUACUAUAUCUAUGAAGAAUUUGCUCAAUCAAACACAGCUCAGACAGUGAAAGUGUUGAAUGGUCAAGCUGCAGCGAACCUCGCAUUAGGUAGAUACCCUGAAGCAGAGAGUCUACUAUUAGAAGCACAGAAUAAGGAUAGUGAUAACCCAGAGACACUUAUUAAUCUGAUCACAUGUGCUACUUUAACUGGAAAAUCUCAAGAAGUGAUCACCCGCUAUACUAGUCAAUUGAGAGAAGUCGCGCCACAACAUCCUUAUUUGCAGGAACUUGAUUUAAAGUCGAGUCUAUUUGACCGUUGUGCAUCUCGUUACGCUUUGGUGGAUUCUGCGUAAUUUCUGAAUAAAAAAUCGUUCAAAUUAUGUUGAAAGUGUCAAUGUGAGACUAUACAAAAGCUUUUCUUUUAUAAUUAAAGACACAGCAAGUUGUUCAAAUGCAUCAAACACUAUAUAUAAAUCAGUCUUUUUGCUAUGGUGUUCAAAAACUUUACUUGUAAAAGGGGAUUGCUCUAAUCCACCUUUUAGCGUGAAUACUAUUCCAUCCCCUUGAUCAUCAUAUUGCUUAUAACUACUGCUUUGUGAUAUGAUGAUUCAACCCUAUUUCGAAAAACUAUACUCAGAAAUCAUAUAUAUUGAUAAUAUGCUCCUCUUGUAGCCUCAAUAGCUUAGCCUAAUGUGGCCCAUAAUCAUAUAAUUUAACUUUUAAUAAAACACUCGUUUGCC